UCUCAUUCUCAUUUCUCAUUCUCAUUCUCAAUUUCAUUUAUUUUUAGCUACUGUAUUUCAAUUGAGAUAUGCUCAUUGCUCACCUACAAAGUAAACAUCUUCCCAGCUAGCUUAAUAAACGAAAAUACCGUUCUCAUCCAGCCAACAUUGCAUGAAAAAAAGGGUCAAAAUCAUUGGUUCAACACUUAUACACUUUCACCGCUUUAACAUUUCUGGUUAAGUCGCUAAGUCACUUACUUCACUUCACGUAUCUGUUGGAAUGCCACUUGAGCACCCAAGAAAUAAAAUAUGGUCCCGGCAGGAUAACAUAAAUGGAAAAACAGGCGGACGUGGAAAUCCUAAUCCAUAUCGGCGCUCCGAGCAGAGCAGCUGACGAUGCUUGGUAUCGGUCACUUGCCUCUUCAUAUCUGAAUUUUCACCCGGCCUCCAGGACCAAUUUCGUUGACCGAACAUGCUCAACUGUGGAUGUGAACGACGAGCAGGGGCCCCAACCGGCAGCCCCUAUACCAGAUUUCAUCACGGGGACACAAUCGACUGAGCCAUUUGGUUCGUUUAAGUCACACCAAGCUUCCUUCAAUAGCGUCUUUGACAAUGCUGCCUCACCGCGCGUUCCUGCGAGACGCGUGCUUGAAAAUGAGCCUCCGAGUAUCAAUGGUGAAACCACUAUGCCGAUGGCAUCGUCGCCAUGGCAAACACCGUCCAGCGAAGUGCGAGAUUCGUUUGUAGGGAAUCCUAUUCACAUUUCUACCUUCACGUCGCCUACAAGAAUCCUAGAGCAUUAUCUUCAACGGUUUGAUUCGCCUUCACCAUCUGCCAAAAGUGCGUCUCAGCGGAGUGUUGGCUUGGACAUCCCUCGUAGUAGCUCUCAAACCCCAAUUCCUCCUCGUUCUGGGGAUAAUCCAAUACCCCUUUCAACUUCAUAUACGCCAUCAGUAAUACCCUGCACGCCCCCGUGCGAUCCUCAUUCCGGCCCACGAGAAUUAGUUAAGGCGAAGCCUGCAGAGGCGUACAACACGGCAUAUGCCCAUGACGAUGUUUCUAGUGACAACAUUGUGGAGGAGACCAUCCUGAUCCGAUCCUCAGACUUCUCAUCCACAACCCGAGCCGAUUCCGAGCCUCCACCCGCCAAGCGGCACCAGCCAGACCCUCUAGACAACAAUAACAACAACAAAGACCCCCGAGCCCUCUUAAGAGCCGCCAGCGACUUCGGCCCGAGAGCCCCCGCGUCUUCCGGGCAAAAGUCGUUCCUGACCGUCGCCUUCCUGAAAGACCACGGGUACGCAUACGAGAGCUUAGAACUCCGCGCGCCGGACCCUCCCGCUUCGAUGACGCAAGUCGAUCCGCAGACGUUCAUCACGCCAGGCCUCGAGAGCCUAGCACGGGACCUGGACAUCCCGAAGCGGUAUAAGCCCAAGGAGAGCAAACGCGACCUACGGCCUUCCGAGCGCGGGUAUUGGCUCGUAGACUGCUCGGCCUGGGAUCCCCAGCUCAAACGCGACGCCUGGGCCUACCUGGCAAAUUACGUCGGGACGGGCGUCGCGGGAUGGGGCGUCUGGUGUAGGAGGGACAGAGAAUUCCAGCGUCUCCGCGUCUACUGCUGGGGUUUAGUAACGGCACAUAUCUACUUGCUGUUAUACCUAGCCAGCCAGCGGAGGGUUCUGUAUACGGGUAGCUCAUGGGUUGAUAGCGAGGGUAUCCCAGUCGUCGUUAUGCAAACAAGAGAAUAGUGCUGAUACCUAAAGGACAGCUCAUAUAAUAGUAGGUACCUACCUACCUAUGCAUUGGGAAAAUCAAACGGGGGUUACAAGCAUUUACGGCAUUUUGUUCGGCGCAGAGGAUAGGAUCUUUAGUAAAGAAUUAGGA
This is a messenger RNA of Daldinia caldariorum, 1863 nucleotides long. RefSeq lists its product as uncharacterized. The transcript has a single exon. The coding region runs from base 312 to 1727 and encodes 471 amino acids. The record is from RefSeq and is a predicted model, not a curated record. Lineage: Eukaryota; Fungi; Ascomycota; Sordariomycetes; Xylariales; Hypoxylaceae.